Molecule: messenger RNA, 1849 nt
Organism: Cricetulus griseus (Chinese hamster)
Lineage: Eukaryota; Metazoa; Chordata; Mammalia; Rodentia; Cricetidae
Source: RefSeq, a predicted model, not a curated record
UUAUUUUUAUUUUUGUUGUUUGUUUGUUUUGGGGGGGAGGCAGCUGGAAGAACCCUUUCCUUUUACUGGGCACUUGAGAAACAUAAACCCAUUUUGGAGGGAUGCUGUGUAAACAGGGCAAGCAGAUGCAGACAGAGUUCCCAGGGGCUGGCCUAUGAAAUAAAAAAGUUCAGUACGACUUUUCGGGAUUUCUAUUUUGACUUUGUUUUCCUGCUUUGGCUUUUUUUUUUUUUUUCAUUCCGGUUUUGUUUGGGAGUCUGGGAAUUGAACCCAAAGACUCAAUGCACGUUAGGCAGGCACAUAUAUCAUUACCCCGGUUUCUGGUGCUUGUCUGGUAAUAAUUACUUUAAAAGGCCAGCGCCUAAAACUAAAUGAACAGGGACAUUGUAACAGUUAUUACUACGGCCCCAAAAGCAGACAUUGGUUUUUUUUGUUUUGUUUUUAAAUUGGCAUUUCAGAGCCGAAAAUGCCGACUUGAGCCUGGCGAUUAGCACAGAGGCUUGCAUGUAUCAGUUGCUCAACGAAUAUUUGCUUAGGACUGGGAAGAUGGCUCAGUGGAUAAAGUGCUUGAUGUUCAAGCAUGAGGUGGUGAAAAGCAAGCGACAGGAUAGAUGUCUGUAAGCUUGAGACUUUGGGGAGGGAUUGAAGAAAGGAGGAUCGCUGGAGCUUCCUGGCCAGCUAGUCUACCCAAGAAGGGAAAGACGACUAUUAUUCUAAGGUGUCUUGACAGGGACGAGCCAGCAAAGCCAACCUUAGCUUUGGAAUACACAUACGGAAGAAGAACAAAGGGACAUAACACACCAAAAGACAUUGCUCACUUUUGGGAACUGGGUGGAGGAACCUCUCUAUUGGACCUCAUAAGCAUACCAAUCACAUAUGAUACCUUGAGGACAUUUUCUGUUGUUCUUGUUUUGGAUCUUUCCAAACCUAAUGAUCUUUGGCCCACCAUGGAAAAUCUGUUGCAAGCGACAAAAAGCCACAUAGACAAAGUGAUAAUGAAGCUGGGGAAGACAAAUUCCAAAGCGGCCUCUGAGAUGAGGCAGAAGAUGUGGAGUGUCAUGCAGAAGGACCAUCCGGAUCGUGAGUUAAUCGACCCGUUUCCAAUCCCCCUGGUCAUAAUUGGAAGUAAAUAUGACAUUUUUCAGGAUUUUGAUCCCGAGAAGAGAAAGGUGAUAUGCAAGACGCUGCGGUUUGUUGCGCAUUAUUACGGAGCCUCACUGAUGUUUACCAGCAAAUCAGAAGCUCUACUACUGAAAAUUCGUGGUGUUAUCAACCAGUUGGCAUUCGGUAUUGACAAGAGCAAAUCAAUAUGUGUGGAUCAGAAUAAACCACUGUUUAUCACAGCAGGAUUGGACUCUUUAUGUCAAAUAGGGUCCCCUCCUGUUCCCGACAGUGACAUUGGAAAGCUUCAGGCCCAUUCUCCAAUGGAGCUGUGGAAAAAGGUGUAUGAAAAGCUAUUCCCACCAAAGAGUAUCAGCACACUGAAGGCAAUCCAGGACCCUGCCCGAGAUCCACAGUAUGCGGAGAGUGAAGUUGAUGAGAUGAGAGUUCAGAAGGAUCAGGAACUGGAACAGUACAAGAGAAAUUCUUCCAAGACCUGGAAACAAAUCGAGCUGGACUCUUGAGCCUGGUCCACUAUUGUGGGUUUAUGUCUUCCUUCCCAAUUCAAAUAAGAUUAUUUUCUUACCUUCUGUGGCAACAUGUGAAGAAAGUUGAAAUGUAUAAUAUAGGAGAAAUCUAUUUCUUAUACUGGUACAACUUUGUGAAUGUUCUGGAGUCUUUUAGAUAGAAAAUAUUCACUAUAUAUAAUUCUUUGUAAAUAAAAGAAUUUUCUAAGACUUACCUGUAA